Molecule: messenger RNA, 1896 nt
Organism: Colletotrichum truncatum
Lineage: Eukaryota; Fungi; Ascomycota; Sordariomycetes; Glomerellales; Glomerellaceae
Product: transcriptional regulatory protein dep1
Biological process (GO): negative regulation of transcription by RNA polymerase II
Cellular component (GO): Sin3-type complex
Molecular function (GO): histone deacetylase binding
Source: RefSeq, a predicted model, not a curated record
AUGGCAGCUACGGCGUCAGCGCCGCCUGCCCUCUCUCCAGGGCAGGCGACGCUCGAUCAUGACGACAGCAACAUCUCCAGCCCUUUGAGCGACGUCGAGGAUAAGGACGGUGGUGAAUCCCUGGAUGGCAUGCAGCUUGACCCCCCUCAGACACAUCACGACGAUGCGCUCGACUCCGACAGUAACCUGUCCGAGGCAAACGAUACAGAGGCGGAGACUGAGCGCCUUUAUGACACCCCGCAGGCCCAGCGGCACAAGGACGUGGUCGUCAAUCAGUUUAAUGACGGCCAGAUAUUUGAACGCACUCCAAGCAAGCUUCAAAAGACAUUUUCAGUCGACGGCGACGACGAUAGUCUUUCCGAUCGCGACGACGUGUCGAUGCUCUCCAGCCGCGGUGACGAGGCAUCGCCUAGCAAGCCCAAGAAGUCCACCGAGCCCACAUCUGCCGACGGUAAUUCUGAGAGCAUCGACACCAAAAAGAGGAAGAGAUCGCCGAUCGCGGAGUCUUCUGAGCCGGGGCAGCCUUCUCGAAAGCGCACUGGCUCUGUCGUGCCCCAUGAGCAGGAGCAACACAAGAACAACGUGGAAAUGCAGGAGGACGAUGCUCCAUCCACAAAUUCCCACAGUGGUGACCAUUCUGCGACCGACGAUAAUGUCCUAGAGCUCCCACCGAACAAGCGUGGUCCGUCGCGCGACACCCACAGCCCCGUCAAGGAUUCCCAAAUAACGAAGAAGAUCACCCGCAACGGUAGCAAACGUAAAGGCAAUGUUACCGAGAUCCAGGAUCAUGAAGGCCAUGACGGUGACGCCCGCGACGACAGCAGAGGCGACGAAGAUACAAGAGCUCACGAUGAUGAUCAAGCUGAACAAGAGGGCGACGAUGACGCAGAAACGACACAUGAUGAAGAACUAGAGAAAAAGCGUGCUGCCGUUGAAGAAUGGACAGAUCUCGAAGAGAAGUUUGUGCUUUUCCGUGAGCGAUUGUACAAGGAUCGCCUCGAGCGCCUCGAGCAAGAGGAGCAUUCGCUACAAGCGGAACCUCCUUCCCACCCUGAGUAUCUGAACAUGAAGCAGUGUUUGGACGAAAGGCUGGAAAAGAAGCUCCGUCAUAUCAACAAAGAGUACGAGCUAUCAGUCGAGGCACUUGAACGGCUAGCAGUGGCACGCCGCGCCCAGAUCUGGGACCAGUUUUACCAAGGCGCGCGAGAAAAACGGUCAAGGAUGCUGGAAGACUUGAACAAGGAGUGGUACGAAACCCAGAAUGCCAGACGGAGCGCACACAGCGUCCCAGACUACGGCCUUCUGUUCCCGACCAAUCCUAUACAGCGAACAAGGAAUGCCGUGGCAUACAACUCGGAGGUCUCGUUUCUUGCAGGCCUUGCCAAACAUGAGGGCUUUCCUGCCGUUCCAGCCAUGCGGGGUGCAAAUCUGUUGGAGAUCGAAGAUGACUUGGAGGCCAUAAAACGCAACUCUAGGCCUCGUCAGCGAUCAAUAAUGCAGCCUCUCGAGGACUAUCAGGCAGUCGCAUUUGGAGGAACUCUUGGCCCAGCAGGGGAGCAGUUCAUCAAGGAUACUCCGUGGGCAAAUCCGAACCAUUUCUCGCACAAGAUCAACCCAACACCUGCAGCUCCUGGAGCUCGUGUCAACAGCCCACUGCAAGGAAGUAAAGCAUCGGCAGCAGGCCUGUCACAGCCGUCACCGGCUUUGUCGAACGGUCAUUCCGCCCCCCAGACGUCCCCGCACGCGAAUCUUUUCCCUUCUGCAUCUCCAGAGAUGGUGCGAAUCGCCAAUGUUCUUACGCAAAGCGCUCAAAUGAAGCGUGUGGGAAGUCGGGCUUCGAAAGCUGCAAAGGACUCUACCCCCAAACAAGAACCAGUAACAGCGAUGGCAAGUUAG